CUAGUUGUUUUCAUUUUGAUAGAGUUGAUAUCAUAUGCUUGCAUUAUAGAACCAGGAGGAGUGCCAUCUACGAGUGGUACCAGUGCAUGUUCUCUUUCACAGCACAUGGCACCAACGACAUUACCAGAAGGUGUACUCAUCCUGGAUGGACUACCCCUCAACCCUUUGAUUCCAUACCAGACAGUCAGCCAAUAUGGCUUCCUGUACACCUUGGUGCCAUAUGUGCCUCACAUUGAAAGUAGAAAAAUGGGGCACAAGAACACUCAGACUGCUGUUCCAACUGCCACACUUGGAACUCAAACCCGAAUCCUUAUGCCAAGCAGGGCAAGUCAAACGAACUUGACCCUUCCACCUGGCAGUAGCCUCUCCUUCACGUCAUCUGAAAUGACGGAAUGCCCAGAAGACAGCGUGGGUGAAAGUGCAGUGCUUUCCACAGCAGAGGUUUUUUUGCAUGAUGUGGGCACCUCACAACUCUUUGAUGCCUCACUUGAAAUGUCUCAUGACAAGGACCGGAGCUCCACUCCAGUACCUGAGCAGUUGGAUACGACAGUUGGAUCCUCCAGCCAACCUGACCCUAUGGAUGCGACGUUUCACCUGUCCACAGCAACGGAGAGCUCGGAUACUGAAGAUGAUGAAUACGAGAAGCAGCAGCAGCCUGGGCACUCAAAAUCUCGCAGUCGUCAAAUAGUAAAUCCGGAGGAGCGGUUCUUCCUAGUCGCUGAGUCCAGCCUGCAAGAACUGUUGUGUGUCUGCCCCUUCUGCAUGAGUGAUGAAGCUCGUGUUGACACUACAACAAGGGGAACAUCUGUAAAGUCUACAACUGUUUGCAGCUGUGGCAAACAGCGUACUUGGCACAGCCAACCAUGGGUGAAGGACAGGCCACUUGGCAACAUCCUGCUAUGUUCUGCCAUUCUGUUUUCCGGGGUCAACAUCAGAAAAGCAUUUCGAAUGCUUGAUAUGAUGAAGGUGGCCACCCUAACGAAGUCGCAGUACUUCAGGACGCAGAAGCAGCACCUUUUCCCUGCUGUGAAUGACGUGAGUGUAGUGACGUAA
Ornithodoros turicata is the source of this 1053-nucleotide messenger RNA. RefSeq lists its product as uncharacterized. The record is from RefSeq and is a predicted model, not a curated record. The transcript is spliced from 6 exons. NCBI's taxonomy places the organism in Eukaryota, Metazoa, Arthropoda, Arachnida, Ixodida, Argasidae. Bases 106 to 1053 code for a protein of 315 amino acids.